GUCGGCAUUUGUUAUCGUUUAUGAACAGUCACAAGAAAAUGCUGUUGAAUAAAUAAUACCGCAUAUCAAUUGAAGUUUCAUUCAAAUUUACAUUAAAAAUCUAAAAGUUCAAAAGAUCCAUUGUAGUUUUUGUUGGAAUGAAACGAUUUUUGCUCAGCUUCCUCGACAGUCCAAAAAGAGUGUACGUAGUUUUCCUCGACAGUCUAAAAAAAGUAAAGAUGGAUUUGGAGUUUUUAGUGCUCAGUGGAGUGUACGGUGCAGUCCUUGCCUUGAUCGCGAUAUGGAUAAAACUGGUGAUCGCGGAACAGAAACGAAUCCAGUCAAUUAAAAAAGAACAAGGAGAAAAGAACCGAAAUGAAAAUAUAUCAAAUGGAGCUGCCGGGAAUGAUAUACCAAAAAUUCUCCGAUCUGAUGAAUGUAGUUCAAAUGAAGCAACAUCCGAUGAAAUUGAUUGUUGUAAAGAAGCUGCUACCGUAUCGCCUCGAUGUGAUUUUGUUGCGGAUUAUUUCAAUUUGAUAUCGGAUCUAAAACCCAAUGAAGUGCGUGAUUUGACACAGAGAACAUCAGAAAGUAACGAAAAUGUUCACUCUCAAAAAUCAUAUGACAAGCAAGCAAAUAAUCUCACAAUUUAUAGAGCGAACAUAACUGAAGAGAAUGCGUUAAAUAUGUUUGUGGACUUUCUAAAAAAGCAUCGUAAUACAGACUGGUCAAAUUGGUUAAAAUUACCUGAGACAGUGGAAGAUAUAUACGAUUUACAUGAAUUUUACAAAAUACUUGGUCGUGACGAAAUGACUGAAUUUCUUUCUAUAAAUAAUGUGAACAUAAACAAGAGGAACCGAACAGGAUGGACACCUCUCCACGGUGCUGCUUUUUUUGGUCAUUUCGAAACGGUGAAAGAUCUCAUUCGUUCGGCAGCACAUGUGAAUUCCAAGGAUAUUUGUGGAUCGAGUGCUCUUCACUUGGCUGCCACAAAUGGUCAUGAUGAAACGGUAAAAAUUCUCAUCGCUUGUGGUGCAGAGGAAAACUCAAAAAAUCUUCAAGGAUCGACACCACUCCACUUAGCUGCUCUAUGCCAAGGUCGUGAUAAAACGGUUAAAAUUCUCAUUGAUCUCGGCGCUGAUGUGAAUGCCAAAAAUAGAUAUGGAUGGACUCCUCUGCUUAACGCUGCCUGGAUGGGUCGAGGUGAAACGGUAAAAGUUCUCAUUAGUUCGGGAGCAGACGUGAACGCUAAGAAAGAUGAUGGAACUACUGCUCUUUACUUUGCUGCUAAGUUGGGUUGUGAUAAAACGGUGAAAGCUCUCAUUCGUUCCGGGGCCGAGGUGGAUUCUGAGAAAGAUACCGGUUCGACUCCUCUUCAUAUCGCUGCCGAGUUGGGUCACAAUCAAACGGUGAAAAUCCUCUUUCGUUUCGGCGCCGAUAUAAAUUCUAAGGAUAAUCGCGGUAUGACGCCGCUUCACUUGGCUGCAAAGUCGGGUCAUAAUAAAAUGGUGAAAACGCUUAUUGAUCGUGGCGCAAAGAUGAGUGCCAAGGAUAAUGACGGAUGUACUGCUCUUAGCUUCGCUAUCAUAAAAGGUGAUGCUGAAACGGUAAAACUUCUCGCAGCCCAAAAAUCAUUCAAAACAUUUAAAAACUGCACGUUUUUACCAUGCUAUAAUCAAACGAAGGAACGAGUGAAAAUGUUUAUGGAUAAAAACUCCUAGAAAAUUCCUAUGUGCAUCUUUUAAAGCAUAUGGCGACUUUAGCAUGCAAAUCUUCAGCCAAAAAUUAUUUUGAUAUAAAACACUUUAGACGUUCAAUGAAAUAUUUUUGAUCAUUUUACAAAGAAAAAAAAUAUGCAAAAAUACCCUACAACAGAUCUUCACGCGUUAGAUUGAAACGUCGAUACUAAAACACAAUCAGGGAAAUUGUUCUUUUGUCAAUAAUAAUGAUAUUUUUAGAACAGUAAAUGUAUGAGUAAUAAAAAUAAACACUUUAAUUUGACGUCAGCCGACUUUGUUACA
Messenger RNA from Sitodiplosis mosellana (orange wheat blossom midge), 2000 nucleotides. Its product is annotated as serine/threonine-protein phosphatase 6 regulatory ankyrin repeat subunit A-like. The coding region runs from base 138 to 1700 and encodes 520 amino acids. Gene Ontology annotation, cellular component: nucleus. The transcript has 13 exons. NCBI's taxonomy places the organism in Eukaryota, Metazoa, Arthropoda, Insecta, Diptera, Cecidomyiidae. Gene Ontology annotation, biological process: positive regulation of transcription by RNA polymerase II. Gene Ontology annotation, molecular function: protein binding; transcription cis-regulatory region binding. The record is from RefSeq and is a predicted model, not a curated record.